Nematostella vectensis (starlet sea anemone) is the source of this 2754-nucleotide messenger RNA. RefSeq names its product Down syndrome cell adhesion molecule homolog. The coding region runs from base 203 to 1996 and encodes 597 amino acids. NCBI's taxonomy places the organism in Eukaryota, Metazoa, Cnidaria, Anthozoa, Actiniaria, Edwardsiidae. The record is from RefSeq and is a predicted model, not a curated record. Gene Ontology annotation, biological process: cell-cell adhesion. The transcript is spliced from 10 exons. Gene Ontology annotation, molecular function: protein binding.
ACACAAAGCAUGACAGUUUGGAAUCGGUCGUACGUGAGGUAUGAAAGAGCGGUAUUCAAGCGUCUCUUUCUUCCUGAAUAACACAACAUGAAAGAAGAAGCCGAACUAACGGCCCAUAAAACACGAUAGCUCAUGUUAAAUACAGCAAUUCAAACGACGGCAGUUUUGUAGUGAUUCUUCUAAUUCAGCACGCCAAGCGCCAAUGGACGAGUGUCUCUCGUUGGGCUCUCAUUAUAGAAUUUUACUCUGUUUCGUUGGGCUUCUCUCGCUUUCUUUUACGUUUAUUGCAGAGUGCUCUGUGAGGUUCACCGAGGUUCCUUCAGAAGUGCUUUAUGUGUCUAAUGGCAGCACAGCCAAGCUAACAUGGAGAUACAGCACCACAAACCGCUCAGCCGAACUCUCUGAACCAUCCAUUACCUGGUCCUUUUAUGAGUCCUCUAAUGCUUCUGGGGUACAACUUGCUGAAGAGAAACAGAACAAAACGUGGACAAUAUCAGGGACAUGUCCUGAUCGAUUACGAGCACGUUUGAAGCAGGCAGACUCAGCUUCUAUUAUUAUUGUCAAUGUGACAUUAGAAGAUAAUGGGAUUUAUGAGUGCAGUCUUAGGACUCGAGUGGGGCCAACAAUAUUGAACACCACACAACUGGUUGUAACUGUGCGCCCCAAGCUUUCUGUACCAGUGCCAUCCUCCAUAAAUAUCUUAGAAGGAGAAGACCUUAGUCAGCAAUGUGCCGCUGUGGGGCCUCCGCGCCCUCGUGUCGGUUGGGAUUGGAUAACAGGGGAAGGAAAGGUGUUCAGGAGUAAAGGACUUGACAGUACUACCCUGAGUAUCUCAAAUAUCAGGAGGGAGCAGGCCGGGACGUACCUCUGCUCUGCCACAAACAACCCAAAUGAGACUCCCAUAACUGCCACCAUGAUAGUGAUUGUGGAAUACCGACCAGUUAUUGAUUCCGCUGGAUCCUCCCAUGAUGUCAUUUCUUGGGAUAACAACACAAUCUAUUUACAAUGUCUGGUCAGUGGUAAACCUGCCCCUCGCAUCACAUGGUUUGAUCCUAAGGGGGGAGAGGUUAAAGUUGGAGUGAUGAUUCUACCAGAUCGUGGAGUACUUGCUGUCAUGACUCAGGCCCCAGAGGAUUAUGGGGAAUAUCGUUGCAAUGUCAAGAAUAGCCAUGGCUUUGACAAUUACUAUGUUCAGGUCACAAAAUUAGGUCUCCCUGGGCCACCUCGCCUCUCCAUUACCGAGAAAGACAUUGAGGCUCGCACUAUUACCGUGCGCUGGACUGCUAAUCCCCAUGCCAACGCUCCUGUAGACUACAGAGUAGAGAUUGGUGACAAAACCCCCCGCGAGGGGGUGAGAGGGAACUCUGUAGUUAUCUCAGGUCUGGACAAAGAUACAGAAUAUCUGGUGCGUGUGACUGCUAGGAACCAAGCAGGCUAUGGGAACUCUUCACAGGUCAUAGUACGGACCAAGAAGGAAGAUCCUGUUGUCACCGUCACGUCUUGUUCUACCGCGGUCGCUGUGUGCGUGCCAAUCAUAAUACUGUUAAUUAUUGUAAUUGUCCUGAUGGCUCUUUACAUCUGGCGAAAUAACAAGCGAACAAAAUACAUUUUGCUUUCAGUGAAGAGAUACGCAAUGGAGAGUGUUAAAGAUGGCGAGAAGAAGGGUACUGAGAAUAUUUACGAAAUUGCACUCGAAAGCAAUUCAUCCGCAGGAAACCCAAGACCAUCGGACGAUCCCAACAAAAACUACCGUCAAAACGGUGUGCCGAAAAGCGGACGGCGACGGCGACGCAGGAGGCCCGUGGACAUCCUGACCUCCAUAGAGGAAGAGGCCUCGGGCGAGCAAAUACAAGAAGUUGACGAGGAAGUACUGGAGACUGAAGACUUCGUUUGUGAAGAAAACACUGAAGUGAAUAAUGAAACGCCAAGUGUGUCAGUAAAUGAAAAUGGCGGGAAGACUGUGGUAAGCGUCGACGUUCACGACUCAGCUGCGUGAGUUUUGUUAUGCAUGGACAAGGGCUGGUUACCUUGCAUAAGGCUUGGUCAAUCAGCAAAGGCUCGGUAACUCCGUCAAGGCUUGGUCCCUCAAUCAAGGUUAAGGAAGCUGACAUAAGCAUGUGCCCAUUUGUCUUCCGCACAUGAUUGGCAGGACAUACUAGUACACGCUUUAGUGCUAUAAGUCAGCAAAAGCGAAACAGGAGACAUACUGCAUGCAUGUGCGGUGAUACACAAACCGUGGGGCUUUUAAAAAACAAUUACGGGGAAAGAUCUGCAGUGCUAUACUUUGGUAUCUCUAUUAAACGGCCAACCUCGGGACCGAGAAAAAUUGCUUAAUGAAAGUAUAUGAAUACAAGCCUUCUUGUGAAAAGCUAGUUUUGAGGAUAGUGUCGGUUUAAUAAUGUUUGGCAGCUAAACAGGGGUACCACUGUUGCUAUCGAAAGCAAUGGAGCCGCAGGAAACCCGAGACCAUCGGACAAAUAAGCAACUUCACAUAUAAAGUCAUGUCAGCUCACGGGAGAGAGUCAACCCCUAGCCGGCAAAGAUACUCGAUAUUAGGAAUAUCACACUUAGAACUGGCCAGUGACAUGUCUCGCUGUUCACCGCAAGGGAAAAGGAAGUAUUUAAUAUUUAAAAUUCAUAGCUAGAAUAUCUUUUCAAAUCAAUUUUUUUAAAGAAUUUUAUAGAAAAUUAUGAAUUUGCAUUUCAUUUGUUAUUGAGUUUUAGUGGAUAUAUCAAAAAGAACAAUUGCACAAA